AACAUGGAGCUAAUCCAGGACAGUUUCCGCCAGCCGCUGAAGUACGUGAAGGGGGUCCCGCUCAUCAGUUACUUUGCAGAGGCAAUGGGGCCACUGCAGAACUUUCAAGUCUGGCCCAAUGACCUGCUUAUCAGCACCUACCCCAAAUCUGGUACCACCUGGGUGAGCGAGAUCCUGGACAUGAUCUACCAAGGUGGUGACCUGGAGAAGUGUCGUCGGGCCCCUAUCUUCAUGCGGGUGCCUUUCCUUGAGUUCAGUGCCCCAGGGAUUCCCUCAGGCAUAGAGACACUGAAGAAUACACCAGCCCCCCGGCUCCUCAAGACCCAUUUGCCUCUGUCCCUGCUCCCCCAGGUUCUGCUGGAUCAGAAGGUCAAGGUCAUCUAUGUCGCCCGUAAUGCAAAGGAUGUGGCUGUUUCCUACUACCACUUCUACAACAUGGCCAAAGUGCACCCUGAUCCUGGCACCUGGGAUGACUUCCUGGAGAAGUUCAUGGCUGGGGAAGUGUCCUAUGGGUCCUGGUUCCAGCACGUGCAGGAGUGGUGGGAGCUGACUCAUACCCACCCUGUUCUCUACCUCUUCUAUGAGGACAUGAAGGAGGACCCGAAAAGGGAGAUCCAGAAGAUCUUGGAGUUUAUGGGGCACUCCCUGCCUGAGGAGACAGUAGAUCGCAUAGUCCAAUACACAUCUUUCAAGGAGAUGAAGAAAAACCCCAUGGCUAACUACAGCACUUUGCCCACCGAAAUCAUGGACCACAACAUCUCCGCCUUCAUGAGGAAAGGCAUCGCAGGGGACUGGAAAAGCACCUUCACUGUGGCCCAGAAUGAGCGCUUUGAUGCCCACUAUGCGGAAAAGAUGGCAGGCUCCAGCCUCAGUUUCCGUUUCCAGCUAUGAGGGG
Molecule: messenger RNA, 895 nt
Organism: Chrysochloris asiatica (Cape golden mole)
Lineage: Eukaryota; Metazoa; Chordata; Mammalia; Afrosoricida; Chrysochloridae
Gene: SULT1A1
Product: sulfotransferase family, cytosolic, 1A, phenol-preferring, member 1
Exons: 7
Coding region: 4-891 (295 amino acids)
Biological process (GO): sulfation
Cellular component (GO): cytoplasm
Molecular function (GO): sulfotransferase activity
Source: RefSeq, a predicted model, not a curated record